Molecule: messenger RNA, 1378 nt
Organism: Zootoca vivipara (common lizard)
Lineage: Eukaryota; Metazoa; Chordata; Lepidosauria; Squamata; Lacertidae
Gene: MRPS16
Product: mitochondrial ribosomal protein S16
Biological process (GO): mitochondrial translation
Cellular component (GO): mitochondrial small ribosomal subunit; ribosome
Molecular function (GO): structural constituent of ribosome
Source: RefSeq, a predicted model, not a curated record
GAAGGGAAUUGUGGUCGUGUGAACGAACCGAGUUGCCUUGCGCGGGUUUGGUGAAUGGCAGCUAAGGGCUCAGGCAGCAGGUACAGCUGCCACGCCGCUCGCCACGCGGGGGAGAAGCCGGCUGCUUCAAUCACCCCUUUUCUCGGACUAGCGCCUUACUUUAUUUUGAGGGGAAGGAGCGUAGCUCAGUGGUUGAGCAUCUGCUUUGCAUGUGGAAGGGCCCAAGGCUAUGUGAGACCUUGCAGAGCCGCUGCGGAUGGAUGAUAACUCUGCUAAAUUCAGGGAACCAGACAUCAUGGUUCAGCUGGGGCACUGCCUCCUGAAAAAGUACUACAAUGUGCAUACCGUCAUCCGCUUUGCUAUGGGUGGCUGCGCCAACAGGCCUUACUUUCGGAUCGUGGCCGCACAGAACAAGCGAGCCCGGGACGGGAAGCACUUGGAGCAGAUUGGGUGCUACGACCCGCUUCCCAACGGCCACAACGAGAGGAUCGUUGGUGUGAACUUCGAGCGGCUGAAAUACUGGAUUGCCAAUGGUGCCCACCUCACCAAGCCCGUAGAGAAACUUCUGGGGCUUUCUGGAUUCUUCCCCCUGCAUCCAAUGACCAUCACAAACGCCGAAAGAGUGAGGAAAGCACAAGCCCAGCAGGCUGAGAGGGCUGCUCAGGAAGAAGCAAGCUCAGCUCAGAAUGAAUAAAGAGCAAAGUGUGGGGGCUCUCGCUACCAGCUCAUAAGGCAGUGCCAGGAUGAAGGACUGCCUGUUGUGCAGGAGAAGUGAGCAGACACAGGCUCUGUCUCUGCUUGCAACAUGAUAGAGCCACAGCCUUCUUCAGGUUUGGUGACGUGUGGCCCACCAGGUGCUCUUGGACCCUCCUCAACCCCUGCCAGAAUGACCAUUGGGCAGGGAUGAUGGGAGCUGGAGCCCAGUUCCACCUGGAGGGCUGCAGCUUCCCCACCCCAUGGCCUAGCUCACAGCCCGACUCAACAUAAGCGUUGCAACACCUGCUAGGAGAGGUACUUCCAGCAACAUGGGAUGGGAGCCUUUGCAGGACUGCAACUCCCAUUAUCCCUGUCCACUGCCUUUGCUGCCAGUUGGCCAUUUAUCGUCAUCCAACCAUCCGUAGGUUUCCUGCUCCCGUCUUUAAAAAUUCAGUUCUUUCUCCCUUGGCCAGAUUUAACGCUUCUCUGGUGUCUGCAGAGUCACUGCCUUGUGAGAUACUUUAUUGGGGGAAAGGCUUUCCUCCUGGACCACUUUGGCAGAGGAAUGUUAAUAGACUGAUGGGAGGGAAGUUUUCCAUCUACGCGCCUGCCUGUUGAUCUACCUCCUCCCACUAAAAGGUGCAAAAUUCAGCUUUCUGGUAAAUAAAAAAAAUUAAGUUUC